Sclerotinia sclerotiorum 1980 UF-70 is the source of this 1698-nucleotide messenger RNA. RefSeq lists its product as hypothetical. Bases 1 to 1698 code for a protein of 565 amino acids. The transcript is spliced from 4 exons. Gene Ontology annotation, cellular component: mitochondrial inner membrane; mitochondrial outer membrane. The record is from RefSeq and is a predicted model, not a curated record. Gene Ontology annotation, molecular function: membrane insertase activity. Lineage: Eukaryota; Fungi; Ascomycota; Leotiomycetes; Helotiales; Sclerotiniaceae. Gene Ontology annotation, biological process: protein insertion into mitochondrial inner membrane from matrix; mitochondrial respiratory chain complex IV assembly.
AUGUCCUCAGACGAACAGCUCAACCCACUUGCCGAAUCUGGGAUAACAAUGCCCUCUGACUCGGAACAAUAUUCUCGCAAUGAUGAAAUUUCUCCUUCUCCAUCCUCAUCAAAUUCUCCGCAGAUGAUUCUAUACUCUCCUCCUACGUUUUGGGGUUUACUUAGAGGGGCUGCGAUCAAUCUUGUACUACCUUUCGUCAAUGGUCUUAUGCUUGGAUUCGGGGAGCUAUUUGCUCAUGAGGCUGCAUUUAGAUUGGGGUGGAGUAAUACAAAGAAGACUCCUCAAAGACGGGGACAUGCAGGCAAACUCAAGCAAGUCUGGAGUUUUGGAGGUUAUUUGGCAACAGAUAGGAAGAAGGUUUUCUCCUCAAAUGUACAACGACCCAUUAAAACCAAUUCAGUUCUCUCGAAUAAAGGCAAAAGCACAUUAUUUUCGCAGUCAAUUACUCGACCUGCCCCCUCAAAAGCCAAUAUCUUAAUACGAAAUGCAACCUCCAUUCGUUUCGCAUCAACUGCACCCUCCGCCAUACCUCCCGUAGAUUCCCCAAUCCCCUCAAUCGAAACCUCCACCCCCGAAUUCAAACCUACCCCGCUCGAUGUAACUGCCGAUAUUAAUCCUGAUAUUCUCUCCGCGCCUGAACACAUUGGGUAUCUACACUCUCUAGGUCUGGAUUAUGGAUGGGGUCCCACGGCGAUCAUGGAAUGGAUGCUGGAGCAUAUCCACGUCUUGGCCGGAACCCCCUGGUGGGUAUCUAUCGGUAUCGCAGCUGCCGCCUGGAGAGUUAUACUAUUCAAACCUUACCUCGAUGCUGCGGAAAAUGCAUCUCGAAUGGCUACCAUAAAGGAAUUUACUGCUCCAGUCCAGGCGCAGAUGAUGCAAGCGAGAACGAGAGGAGAUACAACCGAAAUGAUGUUUCAUAGGGCAGAGUUACAGCGAAUUUAUAAGAGGGCGGGAAUCUCAAUGUGGAAGAGUUUUGUACCGAUGGUGCAAAUAUUUAUUGGUUACGGAACGUGGAAAUUGUUGAGACAGAUGUCUGACAUACCUGUCCCGGGGUUACUGGAUGGAGGAGUCCUUUGGUUUUACAAUUUAACUAUCCCGGAUCCUUAUUACUUAUUACCUUUAGCCACAAGUGCAAUCUUGCAUUUUGUUUUGAAAAAAGGUGGAGAAACGGGCGUUAGUACUCUCACACCUGGUAUGCUAUAUAUGAUGCAAUGGGGUAUGCCUGCGCUCUCCAUGGUCUUCACAUCAUUCAUGCCUGCCGCUGUUCAAUUCUCAUUCCUCAUGUCUUCCUCGAUAUCCUUCGGCCAAGCCACGCUUUUCCGCAGUCCUAAAUUCAGAGCAUGGGCAAACAUGACUCCACUCCCUAAUCAAAACCCAUCACCAUCCGAAAAUACCUUGAGGAUGAAGGAAAUUCCGGUUACCCAGGGAGAGACCAAGGCUACAAAGAGAUUUUCAUUGGAUGGUAGUAUAGGAAAUGUAAUGGAAAGAUUUCAGAGCGCCAAGAAAGUGGCAGUAGAUCACGCAAAGGAAAGAAGAGCAAAGCAAGAUGAUUCGUCGGCAAAGGCCAGAGCAGACGCUUAUGAGGAGAGGAGGAGAAGAGAGAUAGCCGAAGAAGUCGCGCGUCAAAAUGAGAGAAGGGCAUUGGAGAGAGAGAGGAGAAAGAUGGAGAGAGGAAGAAAAAGGAGUAGAAAGGAUUGA